Messenger RNA from Rhodofomes roseus, 1227 nucleotides. RefSeq lists its product as uncharacterized. The record is from RefSeq and is a predicted model, not a curated record. Bases 1 to 1227 code for a protein of 408 amino acids. The transcript has 4 exons. NCBI's taxonomy places the organism in Eukaryota, Fungi, Basidiomycota, Agaricomycetes, Polyporales, Fomitopsidaceae.
AUGGCUUUCGUGAUGAUCCCUUUGCCAUGCUGCCAUACUGUCCAAUUGCAGGGCCUUCAAAUGCUGGGAAUCAGGCUCCCAUCCAGCCAGGUUAUCAUGGUGCAUUUGCUGGACAGCCAUUACCACCAAGGCGGGAUUAUCAACAAGAACUCAUGGCAAACUUUGCACGCUCGCAUGCACAACGUCCAGCCCCUCAACCAAAUCCUGGGAAUGUCUACGACAUACAUCAAUCACAGAGGCAUGCCCAAGCGUUGUAGAGCCAGCAUGAAGCUGAACAGCGGGAAAGGGAUCAAGCACGUGCACAGCGCCAGGAAGUGCAUGCUGCAGAGGAGUUACAAAGGAUACGAGAUAGGGAGCAUGCUCAGCCAUACAGAGACCCAGCUUCACGGAACUCUGUUGGGUCCAUGGAUGUACACUGCCGUAAUUGCGACGCCUUACACUUUCCUGGCAAACGGCUUACACACUCCUCACAGUGCAACCCCAAGUUUGGGAUGUGCUGUUAACAUGCAGGGCCAAAUUGACCUACCUGUGUUCACACCUGUUCCUGAACCCCUCCGACGUCUAUUCACUGGCAUGGAUGUCCUGUCCAAGCACUUCUGCGAGCACAUCCGCCGGUACAACAAUGCCUUUGCAUCUACCUCUGUGGCUGUUAAAGUGGUUCAGACCAUCCUAAAUGGCUCUGGGCCUUACUCUUUCCAGAUCCACGGCUCUCUGCACCACCGCAUGGGUAGUCUGUUGCCCAAUGAAGAUCAACCCCCUGCCUCUGCACAGCUCUACAUUCAUGACCCGCAUGCCGCACUUCAAACACGUAAUGAUUGCAAUGACAAUCUCAAGCCCUCUGACAUGAAUGUUCUCCAGGAUCUCUUCAUGGAACAUAAUCUGUUUGUGCCUCUGUACAAACGGGCAUAUGAGGUGCUCCACGAGAAACCUGAGGAAAGGGUCAAUCUUGAGGCUGCUAUUAUCCUGCAAGAGUCGGAGGAUCGUAGACACUACAAUCUCCCCACCGUGGAAGAAGUGGCUGCUAUCAUUCCUGGAAGUGGUGAUGAAGCUGUGGAUGCCCACCGAGAUAUCCUGUUGUGCUAUCGUGAUGGGAAUCUGAAGCACAUCAUGAUCAAGGCUGGCACCGUGCAAUUCCCUCCCAACAAGGUCCACAAGGGCAAGUUUGCGGUCAAAACGCAACAGUUUCUCAGUGGUGCUAUUAUGCCUAUUGGUUCUUGCCAAGGAUAA